CAACGUCUCUCUGCAGUUGUCCUACUAUGGUGUGAUCUCCAUUGGAACCCCUCCCCAGUCCUUCAACGUCAUCUUUUGACACUGGCUCCUCCAACCUGUGGGUUCCCUCUGUCUCCUGCUCCAGCCCAGCCUGCCGUGAGUAUAUUGUAGGGGUCUGGAGAAUACUGUUGACGAUGGGGAAUAGCUAUAUUUCAAAUUGUUUCUGAGUAGUCUCUUGUGACAGAGUUGCAAAAAACUGUUUCAUAUUGAGUACCUAGCCAGAGAAUGGGAGACUUGGUUGUGGGUUGAGGUUAUGGGCUGAGGGGAGCACCUUGAGAUUUACAGCAUAAAGGGGUUCGCUCAACACAAUGAAACAAUAGAAUAGGAGGAAUGUAUUUUUGUAUUGUCCCAUUUAGAGCGUGGAUUGUGGAAAAUAGCUCAAUACCAACGAAGAAAUGAAUGUUCAGUUUUGCAAUGGCAUGGUGUGUACCUAACGAAGAUGUUCAUGUUUUGAAUAGAGAACCAUGCCGAAUUCAACCCUGCACAGUCUAGCACCUUCUCAUGGGCCAACAAGCCUGUUUCCAUUCAGUACGGAAACUGGCAGCAUGACUGGACAGCUGGCAUACGACACUGUUUCAGUAUGUAAAUGUAGCUAGCUACACAUUAUUGUGAUACAUAUUUUAUUGACACUUUCAAAUACAACAUACUGUACAUUACAUACAAUACAACCCCCAAAUAAUAUUCCACUCAGCACCCGUCCUCCCCUAACGGUCCCAUUUUAUAACAUCACAUGCUAUAAACAAUACCCAAGCAUAUUAGUAACUGACUCCAGUAGAGUCAGCAAAGAAAUAUAAUUACUAUUUUGGGUACACUCAAUAUGGCCUCCGGUCCACACAUCACCAAACAACUGACUUGAAUGGGAAAAACCCAUUCUAGUAAUUCUAUUUCUAUGGUGCCCAGUGACUGAUGCCUGCUGUUCUGUGUUUCCAGGUGGGAGGUAUCUCUGUGACUCAGCAGAUCUUUGGUGCCAGUCAGACCGAGGCUCCCUUCAUGGCCAACAUGGUUUGCCGACGGUAUCCUGGGCCUGGCUUUCCCCAACCUGGCAGCCUCUGGGGCCACACCCGUCUUUGACAACAUGAUGACCCAGGGCCUGGUGUCCCAGAACCUCUUCUCUGUCUACCUGAGCGGGUAACAUAGUAACUGUACAAAUACACCUGGAUGGGAGGUGGCAUUUUCUCUUAGUUGUGAUAUUAAUAAAUAAGAAUGUACCAGUGAUUUUAUAUUAAAUACAAUUAUACAACUGCUUUAAUUGUCUUUGAAGGAGAGGUGACAUCCAUUUCAAAAUGUGUUGAUGAUUAAACAACCUUGUUGACCUUUUCUCCUCCUCCAAUAGAAACUCAGCAGAGGGUAGUGUGGUGUCAUUCGGUGACAUCGAGUCUAACUACUACACCGGACAGAUCACCUGGAUCCCCCUGUCCUCCGAGACCUACUGGCAGAUAAACAUGGACAGGUAGGUACACUAGUCCACACAGAGCCCAUAUCCUGGUCCAUAUCCAUACCAAUAUUCAUGUAUCAUCCCUUCAUGCCAUUACCCAGAACACAUUGGAACAGUACAUAAAAUGAACAUGCCUACUUCCAGUCUGGAGCCUAUGACAAAAUCUUGCUGUGAACUUAGCAAGUUCAUGUUUAUUUGCUCACAACAAAAACCCAACAGCAAGAAAUAUACAUACAACCAAAAGAACAGGUAAAAUCAGCUAAUAUUUGUCCUUCCAGUGUUACCAUCAACGGCAACACAGUGGCUUGCAAUGGUGGCUGUCAGGCUAUCAUAGAUACUGGUACCUCCCAGAUCGUCGGGCCAACCAGUGACAUCAACAACAUGAACAGCUGGGUCGGAGCCACCACUGACCAGUAUGGAGAUGUGAGUCACACACACACUGACUGGUACAGACAUGUACAACUAUAAGGCUUUUCACACUACUGAGCGGAACCAAGCCCAGCAAGUGGGAAGAGCAAAUAUCUGAACCAGCACAUUGUGGUUGGGGCGGCAUGGUUGUGUGAAAAGGGUAUACAUCUGUUCUCAUUGUUGUUUUUUCCCUCAAUCACUGCCUCCCCUUUGAUCAAUGUAUGCACUCACUAACUGUAAGUCGCUCUGGAUAAGAGCGUCUUCUAAAUGACUAAAAUGUCAAAUGUAAUCAACCACAGAAUAAACUAGAACAUUUUUAUUCCUCUCCUAGGCCACCGUGAACUGCAACAACAUUCCCAGCAUGCCCGAGGUGACCUUCACCCUCAACGGAAACGCCUUCACCAUCUCUGCCUCCGCCUACACCUCCCAGGUAGUCUACUGAAAUACAUGUUGUUACAUAUAACCUAUCACCUCCCAGGUAGUCUACUAAAAGACAUGUUGAUACAUACAACCUAUGACCUCCCAUGUAGUCUACUAAAAGACAUGUUGUUACAUACAACCUAUCUGCCCUAUCUGAUCUUCAAUGCUGAUGUGUUUCAAAGCAAGCUCCUUCAUCAGAGCACCUGUACAUCUGAGACUUGACCUUUCUUUUAGAUCCUAGGAGCAAAGGGCCUCAUAUGCCUGAUUUUCCUCCUCUUCCUCUCUCUAUCUCUGUAGAACUCCAACGGCUGCAUGACUGGUUUUGGAAAUGGUGGAACUCAGCAGCUCUGGAUCCUUGGAGAUGUCUUCAUCAGGCAAUACUAUGCCAUCUUUGACAGGCAGAACAACAGUGUCGGUCUGGCCCAGGCUGCGUAAGAUAUCCACUGAGAGAUCCACUAGAUCAACAGAGAUCCAUUGAUCCCAAAGAUCCUUAAGGGCUAGAUGUAAUCUGUACUGUGUAAGUACCGUGUUAUAGUGGGAUUGAAAUUGAAAAGUAAUUUAUGAUUGAGCCGACAUAUGCAGCAUUUACCGUGAAUGCAGUCUCUGCUAAUGUGAGAACAUUGCCUUUAAAUUUAAAUUGUGCUAAAACGCAGAUCUUCCAAAGUCUGGAUUAAAUCUAGGCCUAAGUCUUCCAGUUAUGUUAUAUAUGUGAUUA
Coregonus sp. 'balchen' is the source of this 3017-nucleotide messenger RNA. The record is from the annotation of a GenBank genome assembly. Lineage: Eukaryota; Metazoa; Chordata; Actinopteri; Salmoniformes; Salmonidae.